Messenger RNA from Diatraea saccharalis (sugarcane borer), 2457 nucleotides. The record is from the annotation of a GenBank genome assembly. Lineage: Eukaryota; Metazoa; Arthropoda; Insecta; Lepidoptera; Crambidae.
AUGAAAAAAAAUUACUAUAUAAUUACAGGAACCAUUGUAAGAGUAGCGUGUGGAAAGGGAUAUGGACUUAAUUUAGAACCGAAUGCAACCGCUAAAUGUGUUCGUGGCAGAUGGAAACCGGAGAAACCAAAAUGCGAAAUACAGCCAUGUCAUGUUCCUGCUACGGAGUACGGGAUUUACACAAUGCCGACUGAGUCUGGACACUUGAUGACAGCUAGUCAAGUUCUAGGCACACCCGGUAUAGGUCACGGAGACGAGAAGGAACUAAACGAAACAGACCCAAUACCUAACGGGCAGGUCAUUCAUUUCUCCUGUGAAUAUGGAUACAAUGUACAAGGUCCUACAAAUUUACGAUGUUGGUUAGGAGAAUGGGCUGUAACUAGUAUGCCAGAAUGCGUAGCAGCUCCAUGUGAACUACCUUUACUUCACGGCGCGACAUAUGAAGCUGGGUACAGAGCAGGCUUGACGGUAGCACAUGCCUCCUCCGUUAACAUAGCAUGUGAAGCUGGCAGGUCUCCUCCAGCAACGCUCAACUGCCAUCUAGGACGACUACAACCAACAGUACAUGACUUCUGCAGACCUCUUGCUAACUUAUCAAGACCACGACCGACAUCAGAAUAUCAAAGUGGUUCCGACAUCGUCCGCGAAGAUAUAUCUGAAUUGGAACCUGAUGUAGAUGGAAAAACUGUAACGGAUUGUGGACCUCCUGCUAGGGUUCAAGGCACUCUCAUAUACCGUGACGGAGCAGAAGUUAACGGAACCGUUAUUAUGGAAGGAUAUCCUCAUGGUACUGAGAUUACGUUCCGAUGCAUUGCUUCCAUAAUGGGUGAGAAGACCACGUGGAAACUGAUAUGUGAGCACGGAGACUGGGUCGGCAAGAGUUUCAAUUGCGAAGAAUUAGAGGCGCAAAGUGAAGAGCUACUGAAUAAUAACAGUUGUACGUUUAGGAACGAGGAACCUCACGUGGUAUCAUUCUUUAAUGACUUGGAGAUCACAGAAACCGUAGACUUUCCAGCUGGUGCUGUCAUAGUAUCGAGAUGCAGUGAUAUUGGGAAGUAUGCAAUGACAGGAUCACAAGCUCGAAAGUGUAUUGGAGGAUCCUGGGAUGGCGCUAAGCCAACAUGUUUCGGACUCAAUCAAGAAAACGAUUAUGCCAAAAAACCACCCACAAUCCUGUUCCGGCACUCCCAAGGGCCAAUCGCGCAGACCAAUGACGGGAAACUGCUGGUCUACCCAGGAACAGUGUUGCACAUGGAAUGUCUCUGGAUGCGGCGUUUUGGCAAUCCUAAAUGGAAUGUCACACAUUAUAUCCCUGAUCCUGAGCGCAAAUAUCCUGAAGGUUGGACAACGGAUCCUGGUCGCGAUAGCCAGCUAGAGUAUCGGCUAAGCAUUAUGGGUGCUGUCAAGGAAGACUCUGGUAUAUACCGCUGUGAGACACCUGCAAGGCAGAGCCAUCAGGUUGAAAUUAUUGUUGAAGAUGUACACUGCCCACCAUUGCCUAUUCGUCGUGGUCUAGUAGCCAACGGACUGGGGACACAGCUGGGUACGGAAAUACGAUUCUCGUGUGCUAAUGGGAACGCGCUACUCGGCGCCCAUACACUCGUCUGCAGGGCUUCUGGCAAUUGGUCUGCGCCGCUACCUGUCUGUGAAAGCGUGGAGUGUGGAGAAGUAGUCCAAGAUACGCCAUUAGGUGAGGGUGAGAGGAGACCACGCGUGGCGGUGGUGUCCCGCGGCGUGGGCGGUCGUGCCGCCUUCUCCUGCCCCGCGGGGUGGGCGCUCCGGGGCCCUUCAGAGACUGUCUGCUUGCCCGCCGCGGACUGGGCGAGACCAUUCCCUGUAUGCACAGAGGUAUCAUGUCCAGCUCUCUCGCCGCCUGCUUCAGGGUAUGUACUCGGUCGAGCCCCGUACAGAGCUGGAGAUGUGCUCCAGUUUCAUUGUAACCCUGAGCAUACACUACACGGCCGACCAAUUUUAGUAUGUCAAGACAGCGGCCGAUGGAGUGAUAAACCACCCACAUGUGCUCAAGCUUGUACUUACCCUGGCACCACGAUAUCAGGGAGAAUGUCUUCAGUGAAGUUCUAUUACAAGAUCGGAGAAACGGUCACAUUUACCUGCGAACCUGGUUACAAACUAAAAGGGGCGCCAAUGCUCCGAUGUCUUAAGAAUAGGAAAUGGUCAAACGCCAUUCCCCUCUGCGCGCCAAUCACAAACUUCACAUCAUCAGACUCCUUAGCUAUGCUGAAUGGUGACAUCGACGCCAUGUUGUCGGAUGCCGCCAUCUUCCCGACUGACGUUUUGAAAACGCGCGAAACGCCUGCCAUCUUGACACCAGAGAGUUAUAAAGCCGCGAUGACACGUGUCGCAGCAACAAGAUUACUGCGAAGAGCGCCCAUUGAAUUGUAUAAACACAGAAUUUCCAAAGUAAAUAAUUUGCUUAGAAGAGGCAACGAAAGAUAA